ACUAGGGUAUGGUAUGCCGGUGUAUGAGUUCUUCAAGACUAUCAUGUGGCACUGCGGAUCUGAGUACGCACACUACUUGUGGUGCGCAUUCUGCAUUUUGCUAUGCAUCCUGCUCCUGCUUCAAGAACAGGCGAGUCCACUGGCUUUAAGUCACAGGAUGAAGUCCUUGAAAAGUAAUGUGGCUUUUUGUUUUGUUGAGGGUUUUGCCACUAUAAUCGAAAUCAUUAUUGUUCUGUGGGAUUUCGGUGCUCGUUUGGUGACUCGGUCAGAAACGCCAAAUCUUGCUCGGCAGAUGGUGCCGCAACAUGUUGGAGUAUGGGGGAUGGACAGCUUCAAGAGCAAGGCACAUGAUUUUCUAGAGAGUAAGCUAUUAGAUGAUUCAACUUUGGGAUUGUGGGGCACCUCGGGUGUGGGUAAGACCAGAUUCCUUUUUCUCAUGAUUGAGUGUUAUGCCAAUGGUGAUAGUUUGUUUCGCCACAUCUUACCAAUCCAAGAUGGCAGCGUGACUGAUAUGCAACAUUGUUUGGCUAUUCUUUUGAAAUUGGACUGGGAUACUAUGUCUUUGUUUGAAGAGCAUCACCGAGCGAAAAUCAUCUCAGAGUAUCUGAAGCACGACAGCUUUCUAGUUUUGCUAGAUGACGUUCAAGACAAACCGUUAGACUUGGCGUCCUUUGGUUUACCGAUGCCGCUUGGAGGUAGGCGAAAGUUGAUUGUGACAUCGAGGAGCCAGGUUGGCUGUAGCCGCGCGGGGUGCACUGUGGCUAAUACUAUUGAGAUGAAGGGCUUAGAUGAUGAAGAUGCGUGGAACCUUUUCAAGUACAACGCAGGAGUUGAGAUCACCGAAGCUGAUGUUGAAGUUCACAAAAUCGCAAAAGAGAUGGUUUCAGCGUGUGAAGGCAUGCCUAGAGCUAUCAGUGCCAUUGGCUUAGGCAUGGCCGGAUCAACCUUGUGUGGGACAAAUCUGGAUGAUUGGUCGUACGCCUAUGAACUUUUCAAGGCUAAGAAUCUGCCGCCUGAAAGAAUGGAAGAAAUUUGGGCGGUUCUAGUUUAGGUCAAUCUUGUGGUGCUCUUGAAGAAUAGAGUUGGAGGAGUUGGUGGUUGUAUUACAGUCGACAGCAGGUGCCUUACCGCGUGGACGCUUUCCUGGUACCUUAUACAUACAG
Messenger RNA from Lolium rigidum, 1163 nucleotides. Its product is annotated as putative disease resistance protein At3g15700. The record is from RefSeq and is a predicted model, not a curated record. The transcript has 6 exons. NCBI's taxonomy places the organism in Eukaryota, Viridiplantae, Streptophyta, Magnoliopsida, Poales, Poaceae. Bases 14 to 1051 code for a protein of 345 amino acids. Gene Ontology annotation, molecular function: ADP binding. Gene Ontology annotation, biological process: defense response to other organism.